Molecule: messenger RNA, 3091 nt
Organism: Coregonus sp. 'balchen'
Lineage: Eukaryota; Metazoa; Chordata; Actinopteri; Salmoniformes; Salmonidae
Source: the annotation of a GenBank genome assembly
AUGCUGCCAGACCCAAUCAAGGUACCACUCAAGAUACUGGGCUGGGUUGGGGUCAAAUCAUUUCAUUUGAGUCAAUUCAGGAAGUAAACUGAUAUUCAAAUUUUCCCCAUCAACAAGGGCAAUUUGAAUUAGAAUUUCAGUUUGGUUCCUGAAUUGAGACUGUGAUAGCGUGAGUGGUGUUUCAGCUUACCUCAGGUUACGAAGGUUCUGUAGGUUCGUAGGUUCCGAUUACAAAAUGGCCAAUCCCAUGAGCAUGAAUUGUAUGGAUUCCUAUGGAGAAAAGGGUCUUACAAUGUGAAUAUGCUGUCUUACCUGGUCUCUCCUGCUAGAUCGUCUGCCUGACAAACAGUGUCUCUGAGGCUAAUGACCUGGCUAUGCUUAUGGCUAGACUACACACAGGAAACGUUGAUAUCAUCACACUGAGGUAAUGAAACCUUGGUAUUGUAUGUCAAGUCUAUUUACUACUGCAUGUUUAACUGUGAUGAGUACUAAUAGGCCUACUGUAUGUUAUUGUCUCUUUAUCUGACCUGUGUAAGGGAGUGAUAUUACACUUACAUGUAUUGCACAUGCAUGUGCGCAUCUAGACGAGUGUGUAGUAAUAGUAUGUUUUACUCUAGUGUUACCUCACAGGAGAGGUUUGACCUGCUUCUCACUGCAGUGUAACAUUCCGCUGGCUCAGGAGAACAAAGAGAACAUUCAGAGAACGCAUUUCUUCAUGCGUUGAAGUGGAUAUUGAUGUAGAAAAUUGUCCUUAUACUUAUUAAAAAAUCAAAGUACUUCCAGAGUUUUUGUAGAAUUAAGAUAUACUUUAUUACACAAGCAAUAGAGCCGAGCUGGUCUGCAGAGCAACUAACUUUCCAACACUCAGCUCUCAGUUUAUAUACAGUUCUAUUCCUGCUCAUUUUACAUACUUUUUAGCUUAAUCCCUCCCUGUUUGGUUACUCCACCACUGUUUCCAGUUUUCACCUCUUGACCGCUCAGCCCGCGAAAUCAGACUUCUCUUCCUUCUAUGUAUUCAGUUUCCGGAAACAAUAGUGGCGGGACCAAGCCCUGUCAUGUAAGAAUAACAGAGCCAUUUACUGGCUCUGUUCUGACCCUCUAAUUGAUUCUUAAACAUAUCAAUCGAUACUUAAACAUGGCUUAAACAUGGCAGGUCCAUUUUCUGAGCCAAAAUCAAUUCUCGAACAUAUACAGUUCCCACACAUAGCAGGCAGUUCCCACACAUAGCAGGCAGUUCUCACACAUAGCAGGCCCAUUCUCAGGUCCAUUUCCUGGCUCUGUUCUAGGCCUCUUCCUUCUGUACCACUUAGUCUUAACACUUGUUAUGUUGUGAUUAACUAUGUUUAACUUAUAGUCUGAAAAGAUUGAACUAUGUUUAACAUAUAGUUUAACUUAUAGUCUACUGAAAAAUCCCCAUUAAUAUUAAAUGUUUAGUUGAUCAUAAACUAAACUGUGGAAUAAACUCUGAUUGCCUGUUGCAGGGGGUCCUACCAUGGUGGAAGUCCACAGACUAUGGGCCUCACCUCCAACGCAGCCUAUAAGUACCCAAUUGCCUCUUGGUUAGCUUGCCAAAGAGCUCAGAGACAGGAUUGUGCAGAGGCACAGAUCUGGGGAAGGGUACCAAAAAAUGUCUGCAGCAUUGAAGGUCCCCAAGAACACAGUGGCCUCCAUCAUUCUUAAAUGGAAGAAGUUUGGAACCACCAAGACUCUUCCUUGAGCUGGCCAUCCGCCCAAACUGAGCAAUCGUGGGAGAAGGGCCUUGGUCAGGGAGGUGACCAAGAACCCAAUGGUCACUCUGACAGAGCUCCAGAGUUCCUCUGUGGAGACGGAAAAAUCUCGGUAGCACUCCACCAAUCAGGCCUUUGUGGUAGAGUGGCCACACAGAAGCCACUCCUCAGUAAAAGGCACAUGACAGCCCGCUUGGAGUUUGCCAAAAAGCACCUAAAGGACUCUCAGACCAUGAGAAACAAGAUUUUCUGGUCUGAUGAAACCAAGAUUGAAAUAUUUCACUUGAAUGCCAAGCGUCACGUCUGGAGGAAACCUGGCACCAUCCCUACGGUGAAGCAUCAUGCUGUGGGGAUGUUUUACAGCGGCAGGGACAUUGAGACUAGUCAGGAUCAAGGGAAAGAUGAACGGAGCAAAGUACAGAGAGAUCCUUGAUGAAAACCUGCUCCAGAGUGCUCAGGACCUCAGACUGGGGCGAUGGUUCACCUUCCAACAGGACAACGACCCUAAGCACACAGCCAAGACAACGCAGGAGAGGCUUCGGGACAAGUCUCUGAAUGUCCUUGAGUGGCCCUGCCAGAGCCUGGACUUGAACCCGAUUUAACAUCUCUGGAGAGACCUGAAAAUAGCUGUGCAGCGACGCUCCCCAUCCAACCUGACAGAGCUUGAGAGGAUCUGCAGAGAAAAAUGGGAGAAACUCCCCAAAUACAGGUGUGCCAAGCUUGCAGCGUCAUACCCAUGAAGACUUGAGGCUGUAAUCACUGCCAAAUGUGCUUCAACAAAGUACUGAGUAAAGGGUCUGAAUACUUAUGUAAAUGUGAUAUUUCAGUUUUAUUUUCUUUAUAAAUUUGCUAAAAUUUCAAAUAACCAGUUUUUGCUUUGUCAUUAUGGGGUAUUGUGUGUAGAUUGAUGAGGGGAAAAAACGAUUUAAUCAAUUUUAGAAUAAGGCUGUAAGGUAACAAAAUGUGGAAAAAGUCAAGGGGUCUGAAUAUUUUCUGAAUGGACCAGCAUACAGUACAAUGCAACAGCUCCAGUCUCAUCUCUUACAUUGGUUCUAUCCACAUAAAAUAAACCCUAUCAAUCUGGAUUUUAACAGAUCUGAGAUUUAUAGUAUGUGACACUGCUGUGCAUGAGACCAUUAACUGACACUUUAUCUAGCCUAAUUUGGCUCGUUCUCUCCUCUCUUCACAGACCAUCUGUCCUGAUGUUUUCGCUGGACCUUGGGGAGGAAGCCACUGCAGAGACUCCCCCAUACAGACCGUCAGGGACUGUAGCUGCCUCUAAGGGACAGUACAAAAAAUCCCUGAGCACAGUGAGGACAGGGGACAUGACCUCCAGACUCGGGCCUCAGCUUAGCUAUGGGUAG